Messenger RNA from Ruditapes philippinarum (Manila clam), 12187 nucleotides. RefSeq lists its product as uncharacterized. Lineage: Eukaryota; Metazoa; Mollusca; Bivalvia; Venerida; Veneridae. The record is from RefSeq and is a predicted model, not a curated record. Gene Ontology annotation, molecular function: calcium ion binding. The transcript has 50 exons. The coding region runs from base 1 to 9984 and encodes 3327 amino acids.
AUGUUAGGUUGUGAAAACACAACGUGUUCCCAUGGAGGAACAUGCGAAAAUGGUACCUGCAAAUGUGUAGCUGGUUAUACGGGAACAAACUGCGAGACGGAUAUUAACGAAUGUGAUGGUAUUACGUGUUUAAAUGGAGGAACAUGCAUUGAUGGCGUUAAUACCUACACAUGUCAAUGUUUACCUAGUUAUACGGGAACACACUGCGAGAAUAUUAACAAUUGUGAAAGUAUAACGUGUGCCAAUGGAGGAACAUGCAUAGAUGGUGUUGAUUCCUACACAUGUCAAUGUGUAGCUGGUUAUACAGGAACAAACUGCGAGACGAAUAUUAACGAAUGUGAUGGUAUUACGUGUUUAAAUGGAGGAACAUGCAUUGAUGGUGUUAAUUCCUACACAUGUCAAUGUUUACCUAGUUAUACGGGAACACACUGCGAGAAUAUAAACGAAUGUCAAGAUAUUACGUGUUUAAAUGGAGGAACAUGCAUUGAUGGUGUUAAUUCCUACUCAUGUCAAUGUUUACCUAGUUAUACGGGAACACACUGCGAGAAUAUUAACAAUUGUGAAAGUAUAACGUGUGCCAAUGGAGGAACAUGCAUAGAUGGUGUUGAUUCCUACACAUGUCAGUGUGUAGCUGGUUAUACAGGAACAAACUGCGAGACGACUACAACUACAGAGCCUACAACAAAUACUAGAACUACUGAACCUACAACUAGUACUACAACUACUGAGCCAACAACUAGCACUACAACUACAGAACCAACAACAAGUACUACAACUACAGAGCCUACAACUAGUACUACAACUACUGAGCCAACAACUAGUACUACAACUACUGAGCCAACAACAAGUACUACAACUACAGAACCUACAACUAGUACUACAACUACUGAGCCAACAACAAGUACUACAACUACUGAGCCAACAACAAGUACUACAACUACAGAGCCUACAACUAGUACUACAACUACAGAGCCUACAACAAGUACUACAACUACAGAACCUACAACUAGUACUACAACUACUGAGCCAACAACUAGUACUACAACUACUGAGCCUACAACAAGUACUACAACUACUGAGCCAACAACAAGUACUACAACUACUGAGCCAACUACUAGUACUACAACUACUGAGCCAACAACAAGUACUACAACUACUGAGCCAACAACUAGUACUACAACUACAGAGCCUACAACAAGUACUACAACUACAGAACCUACAACAAGUACUACAACUACAGAACCUACAACUAGUACUACAACUACUGAGCCAACAACUAGUACUACAACUACUGAGCCUACAACAAGUACUACAACUACAGAACCUACAACAAGUACUACAACUACAGAGCCUACAACUAGUACUACAACUACUGAGCCAACAACUAGUACUACAACUACUGAGCCAACAACUAGUACUACAACUACAGAGCCAACAACAAGUACUACAACUACUGAGCCAACAACAAGUACUACAACUACAGAGCCAACAACUAGUACUACAACUACUGAGCCAACAACUAGUACUACAACUACUGAGCCAACAACAAGUACUACAACUACUGAGCCAACAACUAGUACUACAACUACAGAGCCUACAACAAGUACUACAACUACAGAACCUACAACUAGUACUACAACUACUGAGCCAACAACUAGUACUACAACUACUGAGCCUACAACAAGUACUACAACUACUGAGCCAACAACAAGUACUACAACUACUGAGCCAACAACUAGUACUACAACUACUGAGCCAACAACAAGUACUACAACUACUGAGCCUACAACAAGUACUACAACUACUGAGCCAACAACUAGUACUACAACUACUGAGCCUACAACAAGUACUACAACUACAGAGCCUACAACUAGUACUACAACUACAGAACCAACAACUAGUACUACAACUACAGAGCCUACAACAAGUACUACAACUACAGAGCCUACAACAAGUACUACAACUACUGAGCCAACAACUAGUACUACAACUACUGAGCCAACAACUAGUACUACAACUACAGAACCAACAACAAGUACAACAACUACAGAACCAACAACUAGUACUACAACUACUGAGCCCACAACUAGUACUACAACUACUGAACCAACAACUAGUAGUACAACUACAGAGCCAACAACAAGUACUACAAGUACAGAACCAACAACUAGUACUACAACUACUGAGCCAACAACAAGUACUACAACUACUGAGCCUACAACUAGUACUACAACUACAGAGCCAACAACUAGUACUACAACUACAGAGCCUACAACAAGUACUACAACUACUGAGCCAACAACAAGUACUACAACUACUGAGCCAACAACUAGUACUACAACUACUGAGCCAACAACAAGUACUACAACUACUGAGCCAUCAACUAGUACUACAACUACAGAGCCAACAACUAGUACUACAACUACUGAGCCAACAACUAGUACUACAACUACAGAGCCUACAACUAGUACUACAACUACAGAACCUACAACUAGUACUACAACUACAGAGCCUACAACUCCAACAACGAGUACUACAACUACAGAGCCAACAACUAGUACUACAACUACUGAGCCUACAACAAGUACUACAACUUCUGAGCCAACAACUAGUACUACAACCACAGAGCCAACAACAAGUACUACAACUACUGAGCCUACAACAAGUACUACAACUACUGAGCCUACAACAAGUACUACAACUACAGAACCUACAACAAGUACUACACCUACAGAGCCUACAACAAGUACUACAACUACAGAACCUACAACAAGUACUACAACUACUGAGCCAACAACUAGCACUACAACUACUGAGCCAACAACAAGUACUACAACUACUGAGCCAACAACUAAACCUACAACAAGUACUACUACUACAGAGCCAACAACAAGUACUACCACUACAGAACCUACAACAAGCACUACAACUACAGAACCAACAACUAGUACUACAACUACAGUGCCUACAACCAGCACAACUACUGCAACUUUCCUCUCUGGUCUUUAUUUGAGUUAUGGUCAGGAAGAAGGAGACGACAAAAUGACUGGAACAGAUGACGGAUGUAAUGGUAUAGUGCGAUCUACCUUUGCUGUACCGUUCAGUCAGACCAGAUUCAGGACGAUCUACGUAUGUGCUAAUGGGCUCGUGUGUUUCAACCGACGUUAUCAAAGUUACACAGUUCCAGUAAACCGACAAUACACACCUGAUUUAGUUGGUAUUUAUUGUCUGGCUCCCUACUUCACAGAUUUGGAUUUGAGAAGCUCAGGUUCAGUGUGGUACCAGGCAUAUAGCAUGUCAUCAAACUCUGGAAAUAUCACAGAAUCCAUGAGAAAUUUUAUACAUGAAACAUACUCUGUUCAAAUAACACCGAUUUUCAUUUUCAAAGCAACUUGGAAGGAGGUCCCUAUAUUAGGCGGGGCUAAUGGCGAGACGGUCACUUUCCAAGUAAUCUAUGUGACAGACGGAGAAGUUGCCUAUUCGUUCUUUUUCUACGAGGGAGGUGCUAUGAAGUCUGUCUCAAAUUUGCAGUUUAUCGGACUAUUGGUCAACGGUCAUGCUGAUGGUCUAGAUGACAGUUCUGAUGGUUCUUAUUUAGGUCAAGCAGACAUCAAUCUAAUUCUUGAAACUUCAACAAAUGGUAACUUACACAAUAUGAAUAUACAUGUUAUUACUUUUCCAAUAGUGUAUCAAGGAGCAACUACCUUUGAACUUACACCACCAGACGGACUAGGUCCUAACUAUCAAGCUAUGUGUACAAACUGGCAUCAGGGAGAACUAAAAUAUCGUAAUUAUUAUAGACAACAAUUGGCCAGCAUGCCGCAAUGUCCGUGCAUAUCAUUCUUUCUCUUUUUCGACGGACAGUUUGGUUUUCGGACAAUAGACUGGACAAAUGGAGUUUUGACUGCUCCUGUAAGACAGAGAGGCCGCUACGCACCGCAUGGAAAGACAUGCACAUACGAUUUAUGGACCGGUAGUUUGAUAUUUUGGGGCAGGAGAGCAGGGUCGUUUGAAACCUACAAUCAACUUACUUAUUCGCAACAGCACCGCCAGAAUGAUGCAUUUUAUAAGGACAUAUGUUGUGAACGAACUGACCUCUGUGAUCUGUAUUAUGACGUCAGGCCUCGCGUGACUAACUGCUAUUUCGAUUUCUUUUUCUUUUUCGCUGGUGGGUUUGGAGAUCCUCACAUAACAACACUGGAUAACCGCAAGUAUACCUUUAACGGACAUGGUGAGUAUAUAUUGUUGCAUAUAGAGUCCGAAGAUAUCCAAAUACAAAGCAGAACAACUCAGGCUGUGAAAGAAGAUGGCACCCUUUCUGAAGCAACAAUAUUUUCAGCUUUUGUUAUUCAAACAACCGAUUCCUGGCUUCAGGUGGAAAUCAACAAUAACAAGACUGGUAUAAAUCUAUAUGCCGGGACAAACAAAACACAUUGGGCUGAUUACACUGUAGAUUACUAUGAGAAUGAGGGGCAAUCGAUAUGUGUUGCAGAUGAAUUGACUUUUAGUCGCGAUAAUAAUACUCUUAUUACAAGCUUCUCGGAGAAAGGAAUUGCUUUCAAUGUGACAGUCGGUACUGGCCUGCUACAAAUGAGUCUAGGGUUACCAAGCACAUAUCAAAAUAUAACAACUGGGUUGCUAGGCAACUUCAAUGGGGAUGCAACAGACGAUUUCUUACCUCGCUAUAAAGCAACACCUCUACCGGAUUCAGCAAACGAAAGUUCAAUAUUUACGUAUUUCGGACAAACAUGGAUGACCUCGGCAAAUGAAAGCUUGUUUAAAUACGACGACGGAGUUAGCCAUAGCGACUUUAGUUUCCCUGAUUUCGUACCAAAGUUCCUUGAUGAGGCAAAUGAAACUUUAGUUGCCGAGGCAAAGGAACUGUGUGGCGAGGACAAUAAUCAGUGUAUCUUUGAUUACGUGUUUACUGGUAACAAAGAGUUGGCACUAGAAACAAAUACAACAGAAACUCGGGCAGAGGAAACGGCACAACAGACAGCAAAUAAGGUACCUUCUCUGACUGUGACAAAUGGAACCACGGUAGUAGAUGAUCGACAUUAUAUUAAUUUAAAUGUUAACGUUCCAUCAACUUUCACUAUUUACGGUAUUGAUGAUGGCGAAGUGUCCUACGAGUUUGCCAAUACAACAGUAGCAGACGACAAUAUUAAAAUAGGUCCACAACGUGUUAACGGUAGUGCUGACGUCACUCUUACGUUAACAGACAACAGUCCAGCGUAUGUCAGCGUGCUUGCCAAAGACAAGUUCGGAGUAAAGUCCCCUGCGGUAGAUGUGGUUAUUGUACUGUGUACUGGUUGUAGCUCACAUGGAGCUUGUAACUACAGUGUUUUACAUGAAGACGACACAACAACCGAUCAUUUUAAAUACGCCACUUGUGUCUGUGAGGAGUACUGGACAGGUGAUAAUUGUGAAUACGACUAUGAUGGAUGCGAGGCAGCUCCUUGUUCCGUCGGUCGUAAUUGCAGCGACACUAAUGCCGACGUUCACAAAGCCGACCCGAGCCUUGCACCUUACACAUGUAGUCCAUGUCCUAAUGGCUUCAUUGAAACGGAUAAUAAAUGUAUAGGUUCUCAACGGAAUUUAUGGCUGCACGGAGUUUUCAAGAAUUGUAAUACUUACGGAGAUUUAAUUCAGUAUAUUAAUGAGUGUGAAGAAUCUACGAGUGGGUGUGACCAGACAUGUGACAACUAUCAGGGAGGUUACAACUGCACCUGUUUCCAAGGUUACAGCUGGAUUAAUGAAUCAACAUGUGUAAAGGACGAAAUUCCACUGGAAGGUUGUGACGCACUUGAUUGUAACAAUACUGCUGGUUGCACCCUCAAUAGCACGGGACAGGCUGAAUGUUUCUGCAGUAAUGGGUUUGAACUCACAGCAGGCAAUACAUGUACAAAUAUAAAUGAAUGUGCGACUGGGGUAUGUUCUCAGACGUGUACAGAUGAAAUUGGUAGUUUUGAAUGUGGAUGUUUCCCUGGAUACAAGCUCCUGGACGACAAAACCACGUGCCAACCAUGCGCUUUUCCGAGUUUCGGUAACAAAUGUUCGCGCACGUGUAAGUGUGGCCGUGGUUCCGAUCGAUGUGACCCUGUGCAUGGCUGCGUCUGCAAGACAGGAUGGACGGGAACCAACUGUGACACAGACAUCAAUGAAUGCCUGACUUCAAAUAUUUGCGAGGAUGUUAACAAAAUUUGUACAAAUACUUUUGGUUCGUACAAAUGUAGCUGUCGUUCAGGAUACAAGCUGGAAAAUGGGGCAUGUGUUGAUAAUGACGAAUGCGAGGACGCAGUAGCUAACACCUGCGCUCAAAGGUGUAUUAAUACAGUAGGGAGUUUUUCCUGCAGUUGUGAAGCUGGAUUCAAUGUUGACCCGACAGAUCCUACAAACUGUAUAGACAUAAACGAGUGUGAGACAGGAAGUUCAGAUUGUGAACACACAUGUGUUAACGCACAAGGACGGUAUAGCUGUGAGUGCUACUUUGGUUACCUGCUCAAUGAUGACCGUAAAACAUGCAUAAAAGUGUCUGAUCCAUGCACAUUAUUCCCGUCUGUAAACUGUUCACAUAUAUGCCGUGUUGAAAAUGAGCAAGCAAAGUGUUUCUGCAAUAAAGGAUACAACCUUGCCCCUGAUGGUGAAACCUGCAUUGAUAUAAAUGAGUGUUCCUCAACUGAGUUGAAUUUGUGUGACCACAAGGACUCGUGUGAGAAUGAGAUAGGGGGAUACACUUGUUCUUGCAGGCCUGGAAAUAAACUACAAAAUGAUAAAAGAUCUUGUGCAGCAUGCGACUCUUCACAUUACGGUGACAACUGUGAAAGUGAGUGUAAUUGCGGUGUUGGUGCGGACACCUGUGAUCCUGUCACUGGAUGUGUCUGUAAGACAGGGUGGAGCGGAGAAACGUGUGCUAUAGAUACAGACGAAUGUGUCACAUCUCCAUGCACGGGAACAAACGAAGUGUGCAAUAAUUCGCCCGGGUCUUACUCGUGUGAUUGUGUGACGGGAUACAAUAAAGAUACAAAUAACAUAUGUCAAGAUAUAAAUGAAUGUGUGAAUGUUGAUGACAAUGACUGUGCUCAAGUUUGUACCAACACAAAUGGCAGCUACACGUGUAGUUGUAAUACUGGCUUUCUACAAACUGGCAACACGUGCAAUGAUAUCAAUGAAUGUGAAGGACAGAACGAUUGUUCACAGAUAUGCAGCAAUACUAUAGGUAGUUACAGAUGUUCUUGUGAGACAGGGUUUAGACUGGAUCUGACGGACAGACGAACAUGUAUCCCUGAAAAGGAGUGUGUCUCAAAUCCCUGUAAUGGGAAUGCAACAUGUACAUUUAUCAAUGAAAUAAACACCUGUGUUUGUAAGCCGGGUUUCAAGUUUGAGGAAGGAUCGAACACAACAUGUGUCGAUAUAAAAGAAUGUUCUUUUGACCCCAAUCCUUGUUCCCAGCAGUGUGUUGAAGAAGAAGGAGGAUACAGUUGUGUUUGUAAUGAGAAAGGGUACCAGUUAGAUACUGAUAAGGCUACGUGUAUCGUCUGUCCUAGUGGAAAAUACGGUGACAACUGCACGGAAACAUGUAAUUGUGACAAUGACAACACUGUGUCAUGUGAUCCUGUCAACGGGGCGUGCACAUGUUCCGAAGGAUGGAGUGGAAUUAGAUGUCAAGAUGACAUUAAUGAGUGUAAUACUUACACGUGCCCGAAUAACUCGAACUGUGUUAACACCAACGGGUCAUUCUACUGUAAAUGUGACGUAGGUUAUUUCACGACCAGUGAUGGAAUUUGUCAAGGUUGUGGACAGAAUACAUUUGGUUAUGAGUGCAACAGUACGUGCGCGUGCAAUGGUAACACCACACAGCUAUGUAACACUAUAAACGGUACGUGUACAUGUAAGGCUGGUUGGCAAGGAGACACGUGUAGUGAAGAUUUCGACGAAUGCUCAGCCGGAACAUUUGAUUGUCCAGAAAACUCCACGUGCGAUAAUACAGACGGCUCAUACCAAUGUAAUUGUGUACCUGGAUAUGUGAAAACUAGUGGCGUAUGUCGAGAAUGUGAUGGAUUUUCAUAUGGAAAAGACUGUGCUACGCCAUGCACUUGUAACUUUAAUAACGCGCGAUCAUGUCAUCACGUGACUGCAGAAUGUAAUUGUGAAGCUGGUUGGACUGGAGAUUUCUGCGUAGAUGAUAUUGACGAAUGCUCGGAUAACCCGUGCACAGGCGCUCAUCAAACAGUUUGUGAAAACAGCCUUGGUUCCUAUUCCUGCGGUUGUGAAGAUGGCUUUGAACUUGCUAGUAAUGGAACAUGUAUUGAUAUCGACGAGUGUGAAAAGGGCACUGAUGAAUGUUCACAGAGUUGCAGCAAUACCAUUGGCUCCUUCAACUGUUCCUGUGGUGAUGGCUACACCGGAACCGGAAAUGAUUGCACAAAAUGCACGGAAGGUACAUGGGGUGACAACUGUUCUAAUAACUGCACAUGUGAUCCUGACCAUACGACAAUAUGUGACCAUGUACUCGGCUGUGUUUGUCAAUCCGGAUGGAAUGGAACUAAUUGCACGGAAGAUAUAGACGAAUGUUUAUCUAAUGUUUGUGUGGAGAAUGCUUACUGUAAUAAUUCUAUCGGGAGUUAUACAUGCACCUGUCAUAACGGAUACAAAACACUUCUUGGUGGAUGUAAAGAAUGUUCAACGAAUAGAUUUGGUCAUGAAUGUGAAACACCUUGUAAUUGUGUGGCAAACAAUACAAUCACACCAUCACAGUCAUGUGACCACAUCAAUGGCACGUGCUAUUGUUCAUCGUUCUGGACUGGUACACAAUGUGAGAUAGACAUAGAUGAAUGUACAUUAAACACAGAUAACUGUACUGGAGAAAAUGAGGGAUGUCAUAAUAUAGAUGGUGGAUUUAAUUGCUCAUGUUUGGUCGGCUACAAAAGGGAUAACGUCAAUAAAACAUGCGUAAAGGAGACAUCCACAACUGUAUCAACAACACCUAGACCAGAUAAUGUCAAAGUGGUAGUAGUGGUACUGACAUUAAAUGUUGACGUGGAAGGCAGUCUUACUGUAGCUGAUACAUAUAACAGAUACCGGGAGGAAGUUAAUAGAGAGCUUACAGCCAUAUAUGGUACUAGUGUAGAAAUCAUAGUAGAUUCUUUAAGGCAUGGCAGUCUGGUAGUAGAGUAUUCCAUAGUGAUAAAGGAAAAUGAUGUUUCUAAGGUAACUGUAGUAACUGCUGAAUUAGCUUCUGGUGUCAAAAAUAUAACCAUUCUCGGAUCAAAUGUUCCAAUAACAGGAGUUGUGGUGGAUGGCACGAAUGUAACUAUUGGAGACGGACUGACAGACGAAUUACUCUGUGUUCUAUAUCAAGCAUCUGAAGGUGAAUGCCAGUCAGAUUAUGUCUGUACCAUCUCAGAUGGUUUACCAAUAUGCGAGUUAGAAGAAGUUAAAGAUAACUUGUCGUUUAUCCUUGGUCUUGGUAUUGGUAUACCAAUGUUCGUCCUGGUGGUUGUAGUGAUUGUUCUGGGAAUAGUCCUGUAUAACUACAGGCGCAAGAAGAGAUCAAGAAAUAGUUCCUUCCGCGGAUAUAGCGAUUUUGAUGAUCGGAGUAGUUCUGUGUUUUCUGGGGUAAUACCAAAGCGAAUGAAUACAGGUAUGCCGACGGGACCAUAUCGUAAUAUCCCAGAUUUACCUCAGUACCACGGCAAUGACAACUUGGCAUCAGAAUUUCCACAGUACGGUGUUCAUGAUCGCUUUGCUCAAGGUCUACCACAGUACCGGGGUCAGGAUGUGUCUGCCAUACAUACAAGGGAAGACUCUGCUGUCAUACAUUCAACAAGAGAACAAUCAGCUCAUUAUCCUCAGUUUAGUCAAGAUGAACCUAAAGGUGGACAUUAUUCCUGGGACUACCUCCUGGAAGGUAUUCCACCAGAUGGACAGUUCCACAUCCAAAGACCUGCAGUUGAUCCAGAUCCACUUCAAGUACACUUAUAACAUCAGCACACUACAAAAGACAAUUGUAUAUAUAAAUGUUUCGUUCAAAACGUAACAUGAAAUAAGUGUGUUCAAAAAGACAUGUCUCUACACCAACGUUUGCUCAAAGUGACUCAGCAAUAAAAUGUUUAUGUUAUAAAUAUCAAAGAUUGUAUUUUCAUUAAAAUUUCACAUCAUGUUUCAUGUUAUUUUGAAACGUCUGUUCUUAUGUCAGUAAAACUGACAAUUUGUUACUAUAAUGUUUAACUAUUUUUAGAACUUAUAAAAUACAUUAUAUUAUGUAUUUUAUUUUUUUAUUUGCAAAUGUACUAAAGAUAUAGUUUAGUCAAUAUUUUACUGCAUAUCAUUUAUUUCAAUAUGGCCAUGAUACUCGUAUAUUUCGAAUAGAAAGUACCUUUUGCUUUAAUGAAAGGGACUCCACUGAGAUUUUUUGACAUGCUGGGACUGAAAAUAUUUUUUCCUGAUAAAUGUACCAUUUGAUGAAAGUUUAGACCACUAAUCUAUGUACGAAAUUUCAGAUCAUUCGCGCACUUCGUUUUUCCAGAAUAAUUAUUCAAAUUGUAAAAAAUGACCGAAAAUAAAAAGCGUUUUAACGCUUUUCACUCAAAUAUGGCUAAGAAAAGCAUAAGAAUACAAUAUUCAAUUUAUUUAAAAAAAUAUUUCUUAACUAUCUUUGCAAAUAUUUCUGUUUAAAGUGCCCCAGCUAAUUUAUGUAAGAAAUUCAAAUGUUAUGUUUUUAGGCUUUUAAACCUCAGUGGAGGUUCCUGAGAAACAUUUUCUAUCAAAGUGCCAUGAGAAACUUUCAUAGUUUUGUUUGGAUAUAAUAUGUUUAUGUUACUAAUACUUAUACAAUAUGUUUAAAAUAACUAACAAAAAUUUUAAAAAAUAACCAUAUAGUUUUAACCCAUUUAUAAAACAGUAUAAGAAUGCAUAAUACUAAUUUACAAAACAUAAUUAUAUACUAUUUUCACUUAUACCAAACUAUUUUUAAAAUUAUUUCGUUUUCUGGACAGAAUAUGCAUAAAACAAACAAAAAAGUUCUUUAAAAACAUUAAAAUCGUUUUAUAACAUUUUUAGUAUUUUUCUAAAGAAGAAUACUUGUUGCUGUUAUUGAUAAUAAUGUUCAUUUAAAUUCAUGUUUUUGUCAUUAAUCAAAUAUCAUAUAUGACAUGUUUCCAUUUUUUUAUUUUUAUUUUUUUUAAUUUCAGUCAAAUUGAAUUGUACUGUUUAUAACAUUUGGUUUAAAGUAGAUUGGUUUAUAACGAGGAUAUUUUCCGUAUGCAUUUUAAAUAUUGAUUAAAACAACACAAAUGUACCAUUUGGAUAUUGUCAUGAAAUAUUUCUGGAAAACAAAAUGUUGAUACAGUUCUAAAGAAAUUUAGUAUGAACAUUUAUAUGAAUAAUGAUAAAAGUAGUAGUUUAGAACACUUUAUUAUCUAAUAUAUAUUGAUAUGUCUAUCGAAUCAUAUAUCUUACACUUUCCACAACAUUCAUAUAUGAUUCUUCUGAGGUUUGUUUUUACCUAUGGUACUAUCAACAUAUUUAUUCAUGGUAAAGCAGACCUUCCAUUAAACACCAAUUCACUUUAAAUGAAAAAAAAGGAUGUUGAUCCAGAAAAUAUUUAUAAAAAGUUUAAGUUUGGGAUUUUUUCUGUUAUUUAAUACAGCCUAGUUCUUUGACUUUUUCUUACAGACAUCCAAAAUGGCUGCCCAUAACCGGAAGUUAAAAUUUUGGAGAGCCUUUUAGUUCGAUAUACAUGUAUUUCAUAUAGAAAAUUGUCAAUAUAUGUUUUUAGAACAGUAAUCAUAUUUUUUGUAGAAAAUAAUAAGUGUUCAUGUGAACAAAUGUGCGUAGUUGAGUGGUUUUAAACUAUAUUUGGUGCUAUUCAUGUUAAUUCAAUGUUGAAAAAAUAUUUCAUAAAUAUGCCAUAUAUAGUUAGGUCAUACUACAUACGAUAACAUUUUAAACGAGCAGCUAUGUUCAAAUUGCAUCAGAAUUAUAUCGAAAUAUUAAUGCGCAUUUUUUUUUUAAUUCAAUCUUUUUCAUUGGAGUUUUAUUUUCAACACGUUCGCUUAAUUGAAUUAUUUUUGUUUUAUGUCAGGGCAAUGCUAUUCUAAUAAGUCGUUAUAUCUUGUGUAUAUAUACAUGUAUAUUAUCAUCGAGCUUUUGUUUUUCUUGUCCCGCUUAUACUCAAAUUAAUAUA